CACAGAUUUAUUAGCUCUUACACAACGAGGGAAAUUCAUUCGGCAAAGUUCAUUCAUAAAAAUUUCAACAGCCUGGGUAUCAUCCGCUCAACUCAGCCUUCUGCCGCGCACAGGCUCCUCCUGAAAAAGACUGCAGGAGGGUCCGGGAGGGAAGGGCGCCCUGAGUAGGGGUGGGCCGGCCGGGAUCGGACCCGAGCUGCACCGAGGAUGCCCGGACCUCAAGCUGGAGGAACAAUGCGAACCAGCGCCCGUCGCUAGGACUCCUGGCUGGUGGCCCAGAACCAAGAUCCUCCGAGAGAGGGCAGCCGUCAUAACCCCAGACCAUACAGAAGAGCCUUUGACUCUUAUGUGCUUUUUUAUUUUUCCCUUUGAAAUGAACAAUCGCGGGAACAAAUAAAGGGUUAAUGGGCUAGUCCCUGCCCCGCCCCGUGGGAGCUGGAGGGAGCAGGUUUGAAAGUUCCUGUGCGCAGAGGGAAAGAGGCUAAAUAUUUCUGCUAAGGCUAGAGGCGUGGUGGCACCCGCUUCCCCAGCCUGGGGGACGGGACUUCGGGGCGAGGACCCCCCUCCCCUCCCCCCUUCUUUCCGAGGGCCUCUGCCAGGGCCUGGAAGGGCCUGCAAUCAGAGCUGGGGAGGCGUCCUCCGGGACUGUCAUCCUUGAGCAGCUUGAGACCCGGGCGGGUGACCGCCAGAGCAGAAGUGAGAGGUGACUGUGGUGUGGGUCUACUGGACUGUGAGGCACUUUAGGCUGCGGUGCUCCGUCUCAGCGCUGCCAAGGCUAUGCGAGAACGCAGCCAGGACAGCCAGGCAGGACUCACGCUGUAUGUAGGACUCUUUGGGCACCUGGGGAUGCUUCACAGGACCAAGUACAGCCGCUUUCGGAACGAGUCCAUCACGUCUUUGGACGAAGGGAGCCCCGGAGGCUCGGUUGGAAACAAGGGCUCAUCGCCACCUCCUUACGCAGCCCUGACCCCUCACCUGCCUGCUGAAGAUGCCACUGUGCCCAACCAGGAGAGCCCCACCGCGCUGUGCACCUUGAUUCCCCGUAUGGCAAGCAUGAAGCUGGCCAACCCCGUCACUUUUCUGAGUCUGAAAACCUUCUGCCUGGGUUCGAAACAGGUGCCCAGGCUGAAGCUCCAAGAGAACCAGGAUCAGACUCCAAGCAGCCCAGCGUCCCCAGAAACCAGUCUGAAUAGUACUGGGCCUGCACCUACACCUCUUCCGGACCAGGUGGGAUGCAGGCCCACCUCCUUGCGUCCUGAUACUUGCCCACUGCCUGGGCCUGGAGAACCAAACCCUAGGAGCAAGCAGGAUGGACCUCCUCUGCAGCACCUGUUGGGGAACGGUCUCAACUACUGUGUGAGGUACAUGGGCUGCAUUGAAGUGCUGCAGUCAAUGAGGUCACUGGAUUUUGGAAUGAGAACCCAAGUUACAAGGGAAGCAAUAAGUCGCCUGUGUGAAGCUGUCCCUGGGGUCCAUGGAGCCAUUAAAAAACGAAAGGCUCCCGUUAAGUUCCUGACAACGGUUCUUGGCAAAAGCAAUCUUCAGUUUUCAGGAAUGAAUAUAAAACUGACUGUUUCAACAAGCAGCCUCACGCUGAUGAACCUUGACAACCAACAGAUUAUUGCAAAUCAUCAAAUGCAAUCGAUUUCCUUUGCCUCUGGAGGGGAUCCUGAUACCACAGACUAUGUUGCCUAUGUAGCUAAAGAUCCAGUCAACCAACGAGCGUGCCACAUCCUGGAGUGUCGCAGUGGAACGGCCCAAGAUAUCAUAAGCACCAUAGGGCAGGCCUUUGAGCUCCGGUUCAAACAGUACUUGAAGAAUCCUUCCUUGAACACUUGGGAAAGGGAGGAGGUCCUUGUUGAUGGCACCUCUGAAGACAGAGGCCACGACUAUUACAACUCCAUCCCAGGGAAGCAGCCCCCUGCAGGCGGCAUUGCAGAUGUGCGGAUCCAGGUUCAAGCAGAUCCAGUGGCUUACUGCCCUAUCCGGUGUGAGAAGUUGUGCUAUUUGCCCGGGACCUCCACGUGCAGCGGCGUGUACAAGAACUGCAUGGGACGGAGCAGGCCAAUCGAGGCACCAGAGACCGUGCAGCCAGGAGCCACCGCCAAGCCUGGGAGCUCACACGCUUUGCCACACAUUAAGCAGCAACUGUGGAGUGAGGAAUGCUUCCACGGCAGGCUGAGCAGGGGGGCAGCGGAGAGACUUUUGGUGAAGGAUGGGGACUUUUUGGUUCGAGAGAGUGUGACAUCUCCUGGCCAGUUUGUACUGAGCGGACUGCAAGGCGGCCAGGCCAAGCAUCUUCUCUUGGUGGAUCCUGAAGGCAAGGUGAGGACCAAGGACCAUGUGUUUGAUAAUGUUGGCCACCUGAUCAAAUACCACAUGGAUAAUAGUUUGCCAAUCAUCUCUUCUGGAAGUGAAGUAAGCCUUAAACAACCAGUAAAAAAACAUAAUAACCCAGGACUUUCGCACUCGAAGAAAUGAUGACUCUGGGCACUGUGUCAGAGCGAUCAGAAGCAUAUCCCUUUUGUGUCAGGAGGAGUGACCAUUCAGACCUUUUCAACACAUGAAGUAGAACACAAACUCUGAAACAUGUCUUUCUUAGACCACCAUGGACCCAGGUCUUUUAUAAAACAGAGAAGUAAUAGAUUAUCUUCUGAAUAUGAAAAUCUGAGAAGAGGAAUUUUGGGCCAUUUGACCCAUAUGCACGGAGGUCACUUUUUAAAGGUCACAUGGCAUUGAGGAAAAGCUGAAAAGCACAACUACAAUUUCACAUGCUAAAGACAACUUGAACUGCCUAGGCAGUGGUACGUGCCUUCACCCUGACAAUCCGGGGACAUUUUCCUGUGGGGAGAUUAGUCCCAAGUGUCUUCAUGUUCUAUAGCUACAGAACCAGUUGCCAAAAAGUUCUUCCUUGCUAGAAACAGCAAGAAGAAGCAUUUUGACUAAUAGCAUUGACUUUAUUACAUUUUGUUUAGUAGCACUUUUUGCUGCCAUCUUAAAUAUGACACUGACAUCAAACUUGGACUAUGUCGUGGUUGUGGAAUGAAAGCAAAAGUCACCGAAGGUUUCCUAAUUCUGUCUCAUUUGCUGGUUAAAAGGUUGGAGGCCAAAUUCACUGGCUAGCAUUCCUUGACCUUUGCUAUCUGAGCUGUUCGUGUGCAGCAUGGGACACAUUCAGAAAGCCAAAUUCCUUGGUUAUUUCUGAUUUGGAGUGUAUGGAUAUAAAAGACAGCAAACGAAGCCAGUUUUCUUCACGCUCAGCCCACACUGGUGCCAUUGUUGAGAGUACAGAAGGUAAUUUAAAGCAUAGCAAAAUUUCCUUUUGACUGGCGGCCACUGUAUCCUGGUGUCACCUCGGUAUGUGUCCCAUCACCUUCUCUACAUGUGAUCUACAUGUGAUCAGACAAGAUGCAGAAGGGCUUGGAAAGGCCUGCCACACAGUGGACAAGGGUUCAGCCAGUGGUGAGAUUAAGAAUGCUCAGAGAAGCCCUGGGCUCAGACUACUCAUCACCUCCAGCCUUGGCAGUCCGUUAAACCUGUCCGGAUUCCACUUUUCUUGUUUAUAAGAUGAGGGAGCUCGAGGUACACUCAGAGGUCCAUUGCUGUCCUAACAUGAUAGUUUUUUUCUUCAUUAGAAGUUAACACUAAUAAGCAGACUAUGCAGUUGGGGGUAAACAUUCAGGACUUCUCCUUUAUUCUGUGUCCAUGCUCUGCAGAUGAAAGGUUUAGUCAAAUUACACUCACAUGGUCUGACCCCGAGUGUUUCAGCAUAGAGCAGGUGAUGUUGGUACCAUGGAUCUGGUUGGUUUUAGUUAUAGUCCUUACUUACCUGUGCAUAUAAAGAUACAGUCAUUACUGAAGAGAAAGAGAGAGAGAGAGAGAGAGAGAGAGAGAGAGAGAGAGAGGAGAGAGAGAGAGGAGAGAGAUCGGUCAUGAGCUUUCUGGAUGGUCAUCUCAACAUCUCAACAUUUUGGCUAAGUAGACACACCUUAACCUUUGUGAUUAUGAUGUAUUUGGUAAGUUUUAAGUCUAAUAUGAGUAGUUCUUUUGGGUAGAAAUCAUCAGAAAUCAAGUACAUUGAAGUCUGGCAUUUUUAUGUAACAGCUCACCAUUUUAUUUCUGUCACCACUGGCUUCUUAGGUAGGUUUGUUUCCUUCCCACAGGUAGAAAACAAUAUAUACUUCAUUGAUUUUCCUCCAUAUAUCUUAGGUCUUAGUCAUUUCUCUUCGUAAAAGGGAUCAGCAUAGUGACUUGUAGGCAACCUGCAGCAGAGACAGGGCGGGUCUCUCGUCUCCUUCCAGCAGAGGAACACAGACUGGGUGGCCAGUGGGAGUUCCAGAAGCAAGAUGCUGUGAGCAGCGCACAUGGGCAGUCGACGAUGGGCCGGUGCUGUCGUAACCAGGGAAGCAAAUGCUGCACUAUCAGAUGCCACACAACUGUCAACUGUUCACACAACCCUAAGAGAUAUAAGAAUGACUGCAUGCGAUUUCAAGCUCAUAUUCUCAACCUCUAGGUUAAAAUGGCUCAUUUGCCUACACAUAUCUGUAAAUGGAUUUUCUUUAAAAAUAAAUGACUAUUGCUUUAUGACCAUU
Messenger RNA from Rattus norvegicus (Norway rat), 4592 nucleotides. The record is from RefSeq and is a predicted model, not a curated record. Lineage: Eukaryota; Metazoa; Chordata; Mammalia; Rodentia; Muridae.